AUAUGUUUUUUCUGGUCAUUUGGAUCUGGUCAUUUCCUGCUUCUUCCGCCAUGUGUGGCGGAGAUAAGAUUCGCAAAGCUCCGUAUGUCACGCCUCAAUCUUUGAAGGCCGUGCCCAAAGAGAAGGCGAAGCCAGGUGAUUUGGUCGUGGAAGAAUUUCCCAUCACCUUUGGCGGCUAUACCUACCCCCACGGACGCAUCGCCUAUAUUUCCGGCCGUGGGCCCCGCCCCGUGGUGCUGGUGCAUCACAACUAUGCGGGAUUGAAGCAGUUCGAUGUGGAUCAGGCUUGCUUUAUUGCAAGGGCGGGAUAUGUGGGCCUGGCAGUGGAUUUGUACCAGGAGACCAAGGCCUUUACACUGGAGGAUCGGGCGAAGGCACACGGCCGGCCAGUGGACCGUGAAGGGUUCUAUGCGGCCUCCCGGGCAGAACGCUUGGACGGCCGCAGCGCGCAGGAGUACUCGCAGCAAGAGCUAGACCUUUUCUUCGAUGCCCUACCCAAGGACGAGGAGGGGAAGGUGGACUUCCAGUUGGUGCGAAACUACAUCGGCGGCUUCAUUCAGAUGCGCCGCGUCUUAUGCGAUGUCGCUGGAUGGCGUGACAUGAUGAAACUCUACUUGGAGAAGGCCUUUGAACAUCCAGCUGUGAAGAGGGGCCUGGCUGGUGCCUUUGGGUAUUGCUUGGGUGGGCAGAGCUGCUUGGAACAUGUCCGCGCUGGUCAUCCGGUGCAGGCCGUGUGUUCCCUCCACGGGCUCUUGCACUCGCGACCCACGACGGCUGCAGAGCCGUUCAAUUCCAAGAAGCGGAUGUCCCAAGAAGAGUAUGCAAAGAUUUGCCCGGCCAACAACUACAACAAGGAUUGCCGCAUUCUCAUCGAAAAUGGAGACAAGGAUGAAGAAGUGCCAGCUAAUACCAUCACUGAUUUCGUUGCAGAGAUGGAUGCCCAGUCCAUCGACUGGCGCUUCCACAACCACGCCCGCGGACCCCAUGGCUUCGCCCUGGGCCCCGGAGUGCCAGGCUGCGAGUACACCGAGCACAUCGACCGGCGCUCCACGCUGGACAUGCUGAGCCUCUUCGCAGAGACAUGGCCUGAGUUCGACCAGCACCCCGUGGAGUGCAACGCUUCCGGUACCAGCUUUCAUGGCUUCGUCCCCUGGAAGAAGCGCCGUCAGAACCUUUGGUCCACCGCGGCGGUGGGCAUUCUGGCCGGUGCCGCGACUGUGGCGGCCUUGACGAUUUUGAGGAAGAACGCUUAGAUGGAGAGUGUGACGUGUCCUUGGACGUUCGAUGGACACAUGCUGCAAAAACACCCGAAAAACCCUGCAGUCAGACACCAAGAGGCCAAGAGGCACCUGUUGGGUGACCAAGUAUGGUGAGUGGAUGUCCGAUACCUUUCAUCUCAGCGUCCGGCCCGUCAGUUGUGAUUUUAAGAUCCCAGCAUUUCAGGGCAGCAUGGCAGCCUGGGG
Durusdinium trenchii is the source of this 1463-nucleotide messenger RNA. The record is from the annotation of a GenBank genome assembly. Lineage: Eukaryota; Dinophyceae; Suessiales; Symbiodiniaceae.